UAACGUCACUUCCUGUUGUGAGCUUUAAUGGCAGCCUACACGGUUGCCACGCUUACCGUGUAAAAAGUAGUUUUUCCAUUUCAUCUUCUUUUUUCACCACAACAAAUCUCGGAAUAAUUCUAAAACCAUGUCGGGUCGACAGAGCAACAAGCUGCCGAACAAUUUGCCACAGCUGCAGAAUCUGAUCAAACGGGACCCGCAGUCGUACGUGGAGGAGUUCCUGCAGCAGUUCCGACACUACCAGUCCAAUGUGCAGAUCUUCAAACUGCAGCCGGACAAGGCGAACAAGGAGCUGGCAGACCUCGUCAUGUUUCUCGCUCAGGUCUGUCACUGCUACGUGCAGCACCUGUCCACCUUCCCCCAGGAGCUGUCCGAGCUGCUGCUCAGCUACCACACACUCCUGGAGCCAGACUUAAGAAUGACCUUCUGCAAAGCGCUGAUCCUCCUGAGGAACAAGGAUCUGAUCGAGCCCACCCGCCUGCUGGAGCUCUUCUUCGAGCUGCUGCGAUGUCACGACAAACUGCUGAGGAAGACUCUCUACACACACAUUGUUGCCGAUAUCAAAAACAUAAACGCCAAGCACAAAAACAACAAAGUCAACACAGUGUUACAGAACUUCAUGUACACCAUGCUGAGAGACAGUAAUCCCAUCGCAGCAAAGAUCUCUUUAGAUGUGAUGGCGGAGCUCUACAAAAGAAACAUAUGGAAUGAUGCGAAAACAGUUAACGUCAUUACAACCGCAUGUUUCACCAAGGUGACAAAGAUCCUCGUUGCAGGUCUUAAAUUCUUCCUUGGCAAAGAUGAAGAUGAAAAGAACGAGAGUGAUUCAGAUUCAGAGGCAGAGGGACCAUCAGUCCGAGACCUGAAGGUGAGAUUCUCCACGGGCAAGAAAACCACCAAAAACAAGAAGAAGCUGGAAAAAGCAAUGAAAGUCCUCAAGAAACACAAGAAGAAGAACAAAGCAGAGGUGUUCAACUUUUCUGCCAUUCACCUAAUUCAUGAUCCGCAAGAUUUUUCAGAGAAACUCUUGAAACAGUUGGAAAACUCUAAAGAGCGCUUCGAGGUGAAGAUCAUGAUGAUGGAGCUCAUAUCCAGACUGGUUGGAAUCCAUGAGCUCUUCCUCUUCAAUUUUUAUCCCUUCACCCAGAGGUUUAUUCAGCCCCAUCAAAGAGAAGUGACAAAGAUUCUCCUGUGUGCUGCCCAGGCGACACACCAGCUCGUCCCCCCUGAGAUCAUUGAACCUGUGAUCAUGACCAUCGCGAAUAACUUUGUGACAGACAGAAACUCUGGGGAGGUCAUGUGUGUUGGUAUUAAUGCCAUCAAGGAGGUGGCAGCCCGCUGUCCACUCGCCAUCAAUGAAGACUUGCUGCAGGACCUGGCUCAGUACAAGAACCACAAAGACAAGAAUGUGAUGAUGUCUGCCCGGGGAAUGAUCCAGCUGUUCAGGAAUCUGAAUCCACAGAUGCUGCACAAGAGGGACAGGGGGAGACCCACAGAGGCAUCAGCAGAGGCUAAGAUCAAAGACUACGGAGAACUAGAAGCUAAAGACUAUAUCCCUGGAGCUGAAGUCCUGGAGGUGGAUGGGGAGAACAAAGAGGGAGAGGAGAACGAAGAAGGCUGGGAGAGUGCCAGUAUAAGUGACGAUGAUGAAGAUGGGGAGUGGGUGGACGUUCACCACUCGUCUGAUGAAGACGCGGGAGAAAUGACGGAGAAGCUUCAGAGUAUUCCAGUCGAGGAAAGAAAAGCCAAGGCGGCGGCAGUCAGUGGCAGCAGGCUCCUCACGCAGGAUGACUUCAAGAAGAUCCGUCUGGUGCAGAUGUCCAAGGAGGUCAACGCUGUGCCCGGCAAGGGCCAGAAGAGGAAAAUUGUGGACAGUGAUGAAGAGGAUGGCCGCAGAGGGGAGCUGGUGACCUUGAGGAAUAUUGAGAAGUUGCAUAAAAAACCAAAAGCAGACAAGGAAACACGCCUGGCAACAGCAAUGGCGGGACGAACCGACCGGAAGGACUUUGUCAAGAAGCAUACUAAGCUGAACCCACACGCCAGCACCAGCAACAAGGAAAAGAGAAGGACGAAGAACUUCAUGAUGAUGCGACACAGUCAGAACGUGAGGUCUAAAGGCAAACGCUCCUUCAGAGAGAAACAGAUUGCUCUACGAGAUGCACUCCUAAAAAGGAAGAAGCAGCACAAGUAGGACCCCUGGAGAAGAUGCUGGACGUCCGAAGGUCACAAACCUAGUCUUUGAUUAUGUCAUAUAAUUAUAUACAUCCCUCAGUGACAUGUAAAACAUUGUUAGCUCAUUAUUGUAUUAUUUUCAGUGGAGGAACUGCAUAGAUUGACAUUGUUCUGAAAUAAAUCAUCUUUGCUAAUGUGGA
This is a messenger RNA of Scophthalmus maximus (turbot), 2372 nucleotides long. It is a transcript of the gene sdad1, whose product is annotated as SDA1 domain containing 1. Bases 128 to 2191 code for a protein of 687 amino acids. The record is from RefSeq and is a predicted model, not a curated record. NCBI's taxonomy places the organism in Eukaryota, Metazoa, Chordata, Actinopteri, Pleuronectiformes, Scophthalmidae. Gene Ontology annotation, cellular component: nucleolus. The transcript has 22 exons. Gene Ontology annotation, biological process: ribosomal large subunit export from nucleus; ribosomal large subunit biogenesis.